CUUUCAUAUACAUCCGUGGCCCCCUUCUUUUUAUAUUCCCUUUCCUCUUCACACCAAAAUCACCACGCUCUCUCCCCCUCACUCAAACGGUCUCAAUUUUCACUAAUUUCAUAGCGAGCGAUAAAAUGGGUCAGAUCCAGUACUCCGAGAAAUACUUCGAUGAUACCUUCGAAUAUAGGCAUGUGGUUCUACCUCCAGAAGUUGCUAAGCUUCUUCCCAAGAAUCGUCUUCUCACUGAAACUGAAUGGCGUGCAAUGGGUGUGCAACAGAGCCGAGGAUGGGUGCACUAUGCGAUUCACCGACCUGAACCUCAUAUCAUGCUGUUUAGGAGGCCUCUAAACUACCAGCAGAAUCAAGAAAAUCAAGCUCAGCCAACCCUUGUUGCCAAGUGAAGCUGCGCUGGUAUCACUCAAGUCCUGAUAAUCUUUUUAGUAUGAACCAGCAUAUCAUUUCCUCUAGAAAUGAAUUAAUGAAGUAUAUGUUUGACCUUUUUAAUCUGUUGUUUGUUGCCCUUAUCUCAUAGUUUGAGAAAGUAUUUUCAUUUGCUGUAGUGAAUUUGAUCUAAAAAGUCUUGGUUGUGAUGUUAA
This is a messenger RNA of Erigeron canadensis, 587 nucleotides long. Its product is annotated as cyclin-dependent kinases regulatory subunit 1. The record is from RefSeq and is a predicted model, not a curated record. The transcript is spliced from 4 exons. Gene Ontology annotation, cellular component: cyclin-dependent protein kinase holoenzyme complex; SCF ubiquitin ligase complex. The coding region runs from base 126 to 392 and encodes 88 amino acids. Lineage: Eukaryota; Viridiplantae; Streptophyta; Magnoliopsida; Asterales; Asteraceae. Gene Ontology annotation, biological process: regulation of mitotic cell cycle. Gene Ontology annotation, molecular function: cyclin-dependent protein serine/threonine kinase activator activity; ubiquitin binding; histone binding.